This is a messenger RNA of Limulus polyphemus (Atlantic horseshoe crab), 655 nucleotides long. RefSeq lists its product as uncharacterized. The transcript has a single exon. Bases 209 to 655 code for a protein of 148 amino acids. Lineage: Eukaryota; Metazoa; Arthropoda; Merostomata; Xiphosura; Limulidae. The record is from RefSeq and is a predicted model, not a curated record.
UGUUUUUACGGAUCCCCUUUAAGCUGACUUUACCGCAAGGCAAGUGAGGUUUACGGCUAAACCAUCUCUACGGAUCCGGAAGAGAUUAAACUAAGCUGUCUGGGAUUAAAUACAGGAACAAUGAAGCAGUUAUUAGAAAGCUUCAGCUGGUGGCCCUGAGUACCUCUAACUCUGACUGUUAAGCUAUCGACGACUGUGUGGAGGUGCUAUGGACUGUAAGGGGUCGGUUCACACUCUUAACUACACCAUGAAGCCUAUCACGUUACCCGACACCUUGAGAAUUAACGAAGCCGGUGUAGGUGGCGCUUCAACCCCGACCUUGUCUCCUAACCUGCCAAGUAUCGUAAAGGUAGAGCCUCGUCUGCCAAGUCCUCGUGUAGGCAGCCCCAUGGAGGCUGGGGUUGGUGUGGGAGUUUUUAACUCAAGCAAACGAUUGCGGUUGGAUAAUGGGUCUCAGAUGUGCUUUGGUUCUUUGUCUCUCCCACCUCCUUACUCUAUGUUAAUCAGCAACGGACUUUCCCCUGACUCAGUUAGCAGCUAUGAUGGAAACAGUUUAUCAGGUGAGUACAAGUAUACUUUCUUUCCCCUGACUCAGUUAGCAGCUGUGUUGGAAACAGUUUAUCUGGUGAGUACAAGUAUACUUUCUUUCCCCUGA